This is a messenger RNA of Cylas formicarius (sweet potato weevil), 1021 nucleotides long. RefSeq names its product 15-hydroxyprostaglandin dehydrogenase [NAD(+)]-like. Bases 121 to 918 code for a protein of 265 amino acids. The transcript has 5 exons. Gene Ontology annotation, cellular component: cytoplasm. The record is from RefSeq and is a predicted model, not a curated record. Gene Ontology annotation, molecular function: oxidoreductase activity, acting on the CH-OH group of donors, NAD or NADP as acceptor. NCBI's taxonomy places the organism in Eukaryota, Metazoa, Arthropoda, Insecta, Coleoptera, Brentidae.
UGAUGCGAAUCGACAACGUUCUGGAUAAAUUGCCGGCCGGUAUAUCAAGCAUAAAUACACCGGCAGAGUUGAGUUCGGUCAGUCACCUCGUCGGGUUGUUCGGUUGUGGAUUUGAAAAAAAUGACUUUUGAAAUUAAAGGAAAAUAUGCUCUGGUAACGGGAGGAGCAUCGGGUAUUGGUUUGGCUUAUGUGAAGGAGUUGCUAAAAAAUGGUGUUAAGGGCAUCGCCAUUCUGGACCUGAGAAAGGAUGGUAGCCAGGUGGUCGAAGCAAUCAACCAAGAAUACGGCGCCGAGGCAGCCAUUUUUAUUUUGACCGAUGUUACCAAGAAGCAGGAUCUAGUCGAUGGGUUCGAGAAAGCGUUUUCCAAGUUUAACCGUUUAGACAUUGUCAUCAACAACGCGGGUAUUAUGUACGAUGCCGACUGGGAGAAAGAAAUCGCUUUAAAUUGUAAUGGGGUGGUCGAAGGCAGCUUGCUCGGCCUCAAGUAUUUGGGUAAAAACAACGGCGGUAAUGGGGGCGUGAUAGCGAAUAUCGCCUCGAUCUUGGGCCUCCAAAAAUUGGCCGGAUGUCCAAUUUACGUCGGCACCAAGCAUUUCGUGGUCGGAUUGACAACCUCGUUCGGUACACCCUACUACUACGACCUUACCGGAGUGAAAUUUGUGACCAUGUGCCCUGGGGUUACCGAUACUCCCUUGAUUUCCGAAGCUGGAAGAUUCGCUCUGCAAGGAUUCCCAGACUUGGGCAAGUUACUAGCCGGAGAACUUGGAUCUCUACCGGCACAAAGUGUAUCUAAUGUGGCUGAGGGAAUGAUUAAAAUAAUCAGUCAAGGAGAGAACGGCAGCGUAUGGGUUUCCGAAGGUGGCCAGCCAAUUUAUGAAGUAGCCAUUCCUGAACGCACAACGUUGAGAAAGAAGUAACUACAUAUAUUUGUUUAUUGUAUUUCUUAAUUAUACAAAAGCGGCUUAUACUUUUGUACUCUAUUGUCAGUGUGCUUGCUAAUUAAUAAUAAAUUCAAAGUAG